GUACAGUACACUGCACACUGCUGCUAUCCUGCUCUAUCUAGCUCUAGCCUGCUUCUUCCUCGCCUUCCCCGCUCCGGCCACCACCCAAGCCAGCCAGCCAUGGACGCCGCCGCAAUGGAAUCCCUCAUCCUGGAGCUGCACGCCGUGGAGGCGUACAAGUUCGGCACCUUCCUGCUCAAGUCCGGGAUCACCUCCCCGAUCUACCUCGACCUGCGCGUGCUCGUCUCCCACCCGCGCCUCCUCUCCGCGGUCGCCGCCCUGCUCGGCACCCUCGUCCCCGCCACCGCGCGCCCCUACGACCUCCUCUGCGGCGUCCCCUAUACCGCGCUCCCCUUCGCCUCCGUGCUCUCCGUCGCCACUAACAUCCCCAUGAUCCUCCGCCGCUACCACGACGCCGACGCCUCCGCCGGCGGCGCCUCCGCCGGCGUGCGCACCCAGGGCACCUUCCGCGCCGGGGACACCGUGCUCAUCGUCGAGGACCUCGUCACCAGCGGCGCCUCCGUGCUCGAGAUCGUCGCGCCGCUCCGCGCCGAGGGUCUCCUCGUCGCCGACGCCGUCGUCGUCGUCGACCGCCAGCAGGGCGGCCGCGAGAACCUCGCCGCCAACGGGGUCACGCUGCACUCGCUCAUGACGCUCACCGAGGUGCUCGCCGUGCUCGUCAGCCACGGCAAGGUGACCCAGGACAAGGCCGACGAGGUCAAGCGCUUCCUCGACGCCAACAGGACGGUGGCCGUGCCACCGGGGACGCCCGUGAAGCCCAAGGUGGCAAGGAUGCCGUUUGCGGAGAGGGCGAGGCUGGCUGUGAACCCGAUGGGGAGGAGGCUGUUCCAGGUGAUGGAGGCCAAGCAGAGCAACCUGUGUGUCGCUGCGGAUGUUCAGACAACAAAACAACUGCUCGAGCUCGCCAACAAGGUUGGUCCGGAGAUUUGCAUGUUAAAGACCCAUGUGGAUAUUUUAUCUGAUUUCACAACAGAUUUUGGUGGCAAGCUCCGAUCGAUUGCUGAAGAACACAACUUUUUGAUCUUUGAAGACCGCAAAUUUGCUGACAUUGGAAACACGGUAACCAUGCAAUAUGAAGGAGGAAUUUUUCGCAUAUCGGACUGGGCCGAUACUGUCAAUGCACAUGUAGUUCCUGGACCUGGAAUUGUUGAUGGCUUGAAGUUGAAGGGUUUGCCAAAAGGAAGAGGGCUACUUCUGCUUGCUGAAAUGAGCUCAGCUGGUAACCUUGCUCAGGGAGAUUACACUGCAGAAGCUGUAAAGUUUGCUGAGCAACAUUCCGAUUUUGUAAUGGGAUUUAUAUCAGUAAAUCCCGCAUCUUGGUUAACGACACCAUCAAGUCCAGCGUUUAUCCAUGCCACUCCUGGAGUUCAGACUGUUGCUGGAGGAGAUUCCCUUGGUCAACAGUACAACACUCCUUGUUCGGUCAUAAACGAGAGAGGCAGUGAUAUAAUCAUAGUCGGGCGUGGGAUCAUAAAGGCGAGCAAUCCUGCCGAGGCCGCAAGGGAGUACCGCAUCCAGGGAUGGCAGGCCUACCAGACCAGCUUGUCAUGAGAAAAAGUGCAGUGAGUUUCUGCAUUCAGGCCAUCGACACAAUAAGAGUAGUGAGUACCAAGCUCCCAGUCAUUGCUGUGUUCCAUGUGUGGACAUGCUUAGCAUCACGAUUCACCAAUAAUUAUGUAUCCAAGAUGAACCAGGCCGCUCUUUCAUUCUGCA
This is a messenger RNA of Lolium perenne, 1713 nucleotides long. Its product is annotated as uridine 5'-monophosphate synthase. The record is from RefSeq and is a predicted model, not a curated record. Gene Ontology annotation, molecular function: orotate phosphoribosyltransferase activity; orotidine-5'-phosphate decarboxylase activity. Gene Ontology annotation, biological process: 'de novo' pyrimidine nucleobase biosynthetic process; 'de novo' UMP biosynthetic process. Lineage: Eukaryota; Viridiplantae; Streptophyta; Magnoliopsida; Poales; Poaceae.